AUGUCGGCUUUCCGCGCUGGCAUGGCCGCCCGGCCAGCUGUUCGAGCUGCCCGAGUUACAGCUUCCCGCUCUUUCGCUACUUCGCGCAGCAUGCGGAUGGCUGCUGUUUCUGAGAAGACCUUCUUCGCUGGCGAGCCAGACGCCCCUACAGUCAAGACAGCUAUUCCUGGCCCUAAGACCAAGAGUCACCUGGAUGAGCUCACCAAGGUCUUUGAUACUCGCAGCGCAAACAUGCUUGUCGACUACACCAAGAGCAAGGGCAAUUACAUUGCCGACCCCGAUGGCAACGUGCUUCUCGAUGUCUUUGCUCAGAUUGCUUCAAUUGCUGUCGGUUAUAACAACCCUGCCCUUCUCAAGGCCGCCUCCAGCCCUGAGAUGGUAAACGCCAUUGUCAACCGACCUGCCCUCGGAGCUUUCCCUUCUCACGACUGGGCCGAUCUUCUCAGGUCUAGUCUUCUUACUGUUGCUCCCAAGGGUCUGGAUAAUGUCUUCACUGCCAUGGCUGGCUCGGAUGCGAACGAGACUGCCUACAAGGCCGCCUUUAUGUGGCGCCGACAGCAAGAGCGCGGUGGCCCUGAGGUUGAUUUCAGCACUAAGGAACUCGACAGUGCUAUGGAUAACCAUGCCCCCGGAAGCCCUGAUCUUUCUAUUCUUUCUUUUAAGACCGGCUUCCACGGUCGUCUCUUUGGGUCGCUCUCUACUACCCGCUCCAAGGCUAUCCAUAAGGUCGACAUCCCCGCUUUUGACUGGCCUCAAGCGACUUUCCCCAAGCUCAAAUAUCCCCUCGAGGAGAACGUGGAGGAGAACAAGAAGAUCGAGCAGGCCAGUCUUGAUGAAGUCGAGCACCUUAUUAAGAACUGGCACCUGCCUCCUUGCGCCGUUGUCGUCGAGCCGGUGCAGAGUGAAGGCGGUGACAACCACGCUUCGCCUGACUUCUUCCGCAAGCUGCGAGCCUUGACCAAGAAGCAUAACAUUCUGCUUAUUGUCGAUGAAGUCCAGACUGGUAUUGGCGCUACUGGCAAGUUCUGGGCUCAUGACCACUGGAACCUCGAGACACCCCCUGAUAUCGUGACCUUCUCUAAGAAGGCGCAAGCUGCCGGUUUCUACUAUGGCGACCCUGCUAUCCGCCCCAACAAGCCUUACAGACAAUUCAACACAUGGAUGGGUGACCCUGCUCGCGCCAUCCUGUUCAAGGCCAUUGUCGACGAAAUCAACAAGAACGACCUCGUCAACCACACCGCGCGAGUUGGUGAUCGCCUCUUCAAGGACCUCGAGUCUCUUAGCAAGAAGUACCCCGGUCAGAUCGAGAACCUCCGCGGCAAGGGUCAAGGUACAUUCAUUGCCUUCGACAGCCCCAAGCGUGACCAGUUCCUAGUAGAGGCCAAGAAAUUGGGUGUGAACAUCGGUGGCAGUGGCGCCAGCGCCGUUCGUCUGCGACCUAUGCUCAUUUUCCAGCAGAAGCAUGCUGAUAUCCUUGUGGACACAAUUGAGAAGAUUGUUAAGCAGUAA
Molecule: messenger RNA, 1509 nt
Organism: Fusarium subglutinans
Lineage: Eukaryota; Fungi; Ascomycota; Sordariomycetes; Hypocreales; Nectriaceae
Product: 4-aminobutyrate aminotransferase
Exons: 2
Coding region: 1-1509 (502 amino acids)
Biological process (GO): GABA catabolic process
Cellular component (GO): mitochondrion
Molecular function (GO): pyridoxal phosphate binding
Source: RefSeq, a predicted model, not a curated record